GACCGCUACGAAUCAUUUAUGCGCAUGGUGCGCGAGUGGCGCCACCUCAAAAUGUUGAAGCGCUCUGGUAGGGGACAUGUUGAGAUUUCACUCAAUGAGACGCCCGAGGGCGCGUGCGCUGUAUUAUGCCCCGCAUGUCCUCAUCCCGGCAAGAACAUGCCUGAUGGAUGGGAGAACGCACCGAAGCCAAAGCGCUGGCUGAAUGCAUUGUUCCUUGCCAUCGACGCUAAUUUUCGGCUUAAACGCCGUCAUGUUUCUUCGGAAGAGUCGGACCCGAGCCUCGGUGACGGAGUUGCAUACAUGGUGAAGGAGAAGCCUUAUAAGGAGUUUCUGUCUAUGCAUGCCAAAGAAACCCAAGACAGAAGCUCUUGUGCUAGCCAUAAGGCGGUUAACAUGGCUGACUCUAAGGCAUUCCAAGGACUCGCUGCUACCGGUUUGGGAACCAUCGACUGCGCGCGUCACAACAUGAAAAUGCCGUGCGGAUGCGGGGAUCUCCAGAAGGGCGAAAAAUACGCAAACAUGGAUUAUCUUUACUUCUCGAGCAUUCGCGGAACUUUUGUCAAGAGGAUAAAUACGUCUUACGACAUUGCCUGCCAGUGGUGGAUCAAGCUAUGGAGCCGUGUCUCCCGCCUUCCGACAUUUCUCAGUUUUGACCCAUCUGGACGCGAGUUCGAGUUUUUAGUCCCUAAAUUCCACCUGUCGGCUCAUAUCGCCAAAUGUCAAAUCUCGUACUCGUUCAAUUUCACCCCUGGGGUUGGUAGGACUGAUGGCGAGGGCGUUGAGCGCGGUUGGGCGAACAUUAACCCGGUAGCUUCGAGCACCAAAGAGAUGGGUCCCGGAAAUCGCCGUGACACCCUCGACGACUUCUUCGGAGACUGGAAUUGGAAAAAGCUCGUCGGCUUGGGCGCUUUCUUCACGCGGAAGAUCAAAGAAGCCAUCCAGAUGUCAGAAGAACACGGCGCGGUGCUAGCGGAUAUGGAGGAUAAUAUUCCCGAAGUAGAACUCAAAGCCUGGACCGACGAAGUGCAAACCUGGGAGGACGACCAUUCUAAACCAAACCCAUUUGAGUCCAAGGCAAAGUCGCCAACACUACCACAAACACGUCUAAAGGUCGCCAGAGAGGAUGCACUAGAGCUCGCCAAGCACCCGGGGUUGUCUCCUCAUUCUGAGAUUACUCCAGGCUCGCUCGUGAGCGCAGCGUUAGACCUGGAAGAACAACAGCGUCGCCUCCGUGUUGAUCGCGUUAGCUUGGGACAGCACGCCGAAGACUCGCAACUGGCGGCCUUGCAGCAGCGAUCAAACGGCUUGCGACUCAAACUUAAUCAUUGGUUUGCUGCCCAGUCGGUCUACAUGCCUGCCGCAACUUCCCUUCGCGCCCAUUCAGACAACGCCGCUCACUCCGCAGAUCGCCCCGAAAUAGCGGACCUUUUCCUUCCUUCUAACUUGCCACGACCUCACGCUUAUCCUACUCGUUUCUACUCUAUCGAAUGGGACCUCCGAAUUGGACAGGCCCACGACGCUUUAGCGCGCCUCCGCUCCUCGCUUCAGUAUGGGGAGUGGCUAUACAAGUACAAAGACAAGAACUUGCGAGGUCAAGAGCAGAACACCCGACAGCAAAAAAUCAUAGACGCUAACGGCGCCAAGAUACGGAUGCAUAGUAGGACAUAUAGAGCGGCAUACUUAGCCCUUGUUUCACUCGGACACGAUAACGAAACUCAGGAGAACAUACAAGAAGGUGUGUGGUUACCCUCGGCCCAUCUGUCUUUUCUCAAUCUUGUCUCAGAUAUUCGCGUGCAGUGGUGCAAAUCUCGCGCGCGCGCCCAUCGCUGGUCCGAAGAGGUAGAGCUCCUGCAAGAGGAAAUGGGCCGCGUACUUCGCUUCCUCGAAUGGCAUGCGUCGUGGUGGGAAGAGCGUGUGAACGAAGCGUCGACGGGAGCUAAUGAUGCUGCGGAAGAAGGGAUGAUUGCCUAUGGACUUCGACAAGCCGCCCUUCGGCGUUCCAUUGCCGCUCGCUUUUCAGCGUUGUGGGAGCCUUAUCUAGAGUCUAGUAGAACUACAUAA
This is a messenger RNA of Coniophora puteana RWD-64-598 SS2, 2061 nucleotides long. RefSeq lists its product as uncharacterized. The annotation marks the transcript as partial. The record is from RefSeq and is a predicted model, not a curated record. Lineage: Eukaryota; Fungi; Basidiomycota; Agaricomycetes; Boletales; Coniophoraceae. The transcript is spliced from 7 exons.